AUGUUUGUCUUCUACGCUUUUCUCUCUUUACUUGCUCUCGCAUCGGCUGCAAAGCCAUGGGAAGAAGAAACUCGUGAACAAUGGUGGUUCGAUCGUCAUAAUUCAUUUCUACAACAAACACAGUCAAAUCCAAAUGGUAUUCGAGUUGUUUUUCUUGGAGACUCAAUAACGGAAGCAUGGCUAUACGGUGCAAGAAGUAUUUGGGAUCAGCAUUAUGCUUCGCGUGGAGCGGUCAAUUACGGUAUCGGCGGUGAUCGUACACAACAUAUACUUUGGAGAAUUCGUAAUGGAGAAUUGACUGGCUUAACACCAAAACUGGUUGUGUUAAAAAUCGGUACAAAUAAUUUGGGUGGUGCAACAGAAGAUGAAAUUGCUUUAGGUAUUCAAACAAUUGUUCAAGAUAUUCGACGCAUGCUACCUCAAACACGUAUAUUAUUAUUAGCUGUUUUACCGAGAAAUAAUGUUCAGUGGAUUAGUGAUGCUGUGACACGGAUAAAUACUGCUAUAUCAAAAUUCGAUGAUGGUUAUUGGAUACGCUAUCUAGAUAUGACUUGGGCGUUUCAAAACUCACAUGUACAGGUUAAACCUGAACUAUAUGAUCCUGAUCUAUUACAUUUAGCUGUACCAGGUUAUCAAAUGUGGUAUCAGACAAUGGAACCACUCUUCUUCGACAUGCUUAAUUACUAA
Molecule: messenger RNA, 687 nt
Organism: Didymodactylos carnosus
Lineage: Eukaryota; Metazoa; Rotifera; Eurotatoria; Philodinida; Philodinidae
Source: the annotation of a GenBank genome assembly